AUGUCUUCUCGUUGUGGUCACAUUGGGAAAUUAAAAACUGUCCUCUCGUUGUGGUUUCAUUGGGAAAUCAAAAACUGUCUUCUCGUUGUGGUCUCAUUAGGAAAUCAAAAACUGUCUUCUCGUGGUCUCAUUGGGAAAUCAAAAACUGUCUUCUCGUUGUGGUCCCAUUGGGAGAUCAAAAACUGUCUUCUCGUUGUCGUCACAUUUGGAGAUCAAAAACUGUCUUCUCCUCGUGACCUUACAGGCAGUACUACUCUCUCUACUCUCUUGUUUCUCACUUCUUUCCCUACCUAUCUUGUUUCUUCCUGUUUCUUCUGCUCUUUCUUUUUUCCCCUUUUUUUUUCUUUGACUUUAUCUGGCUUGUGUAUCUAUCUAUCUAUCUAUCUAUCUAUCUAUCUAUCUAUAUAUAUGUUUGGAUUGAUGUAUAAAUUAAUACGUAUCUUCAUUUAUCUUUCUUUCUUUCUUUUUCUUUCUUUCUUUUUUCUUUCUUUCUUUCUUUCUUUCUUUCUUUCUUUCUUUCUUCUCUCUUUGUCUAUCUUACUUUCUAUUUUUCUCUUUUUAUUUGCAACAGUUUUUCUUCUUUUUUCUUUUGCUUCCCUAUUUCUCUUUCUUUUGUUUGUACGUUUCCUUUUUUUUCUCUAUUUUCUUUUCUUUCUUCCUUCCUUGAUUUUUCUUUUUUCGCAUUUCUUUCUUUAUUUUCUUUCUUUCUUUCUUUCUUUCUUUCUUUCUUUCUUUCUUUCUUUCUUUCUUUCUUUCAAGCCAUUUUUAUGCUCCCUCCUGUUCAUUAAAUUCGUUUCUUUCUUUCUUUCUUUCUUUCUUUUCUUUUCUUUCUUUCUUUCUUUCUUUCUUUCUUUCUUUCAAGCGUAUUUAUGCUCCUCCUGUUCAUUAAAUUCGUUUCUUUUUUUCUUUCUUUCUUUCUUUCUUUCUUUCUUUCUUUCUUUCUUUCUUUCUUUCUUUCAAGCGUUUUUAUGCUUCCUCCUGUUCAUUAAAUUCGUUUCUUUCUUUCUUUCUUUCUUUCUUUCUUUCUUUCUUUCUUUCUUUCUUUCUUUCUUUCUUUCAAGCGUUUUUAUGCUCUCUCCUUUACCUUUCUUUUUCAAUUUUUUCUUUUUAUCACGUUCAUUUUCUUUCUUUCUUUUAUUCAUUCUUUCUUGUUUUUUUUUUCUCGUUUUCGUCUUUCUUUCUUUCUUUCUUUCUUUCUUUCUUUCUUUCUUUCUUUCUUUCUUUUCCUCUCUUUCUAUUUUUUCCAUUUUCUGUCUUUCAUUUUUUCUUUCCAUUUUCUUUCUCUCUUUCUUGUUUUGUGUAUGUAAUAAGACUUCGUCCAGUUAUCUUUCUUUUCAAUCUUUUCUUUUUAUUCUCGUUCAUUUUCUUUCUUUCGUUUAUUCUUUCUUUCUUUCUUUUGGUCGCUUUCAAUUUGAUCUAUUUUCUGUUUGUUUUUCUUUUUAA
Messenger RNA from Acanthosepion pharaonis, 1443 nucleotides. NCBI's taxonomy places the organism in Eukaryota, Metazoa, Mollusca, Cephalopoda, Sepiida, Sepiidae. The record is from the annotation of a GenBank genome assembly.